UGCCUUUUGAGAUCCGGAGAGGUUCUCGGGGCCGCCCUCGAGGUCUGGUGGUGGCGGUAGUAGGUGGGCGGCGGAGCGAGGUCGACCUUCCGGGGGUUGUAGGAAACGGGCCUUGCUCUUUGGGAUCUGGAGUCACAGUUGUUCCACUGGGGUUCUGAGGGGUUCAUACGGUUCUGCCCUCGGGGAUGGCGAGGAGGAGACGAGUGGGAAGGCACCAGCUCCUCCUCCACUGUCUCUGGGGAACACGCAGUCCUGCCGGUAGGGGUACGGAGAGACCCCUGCUGUGCACCCCAGGGGGAGUGGGAAAGGGACAGCUGCCUUCUGGAGACCUAGGCAACCUCGAAACGGUUGGGGGCGUCGUGACGCUAGGUUGCGAACCACAAGGCGCCCUGUGCUGUGGUGUCUGUGGGAAGCCUAGCGCUACUCUCCAGGAUCUCAGGUAAAGACACAGCCCAGCUACAGGGAGUCAAGGGGGCACGUGACCUUGCUCUCUCAGGUCAAGGUCACAAUCCGGACCUGGGGAGCCCCGGUUCAUUCAUUUAUUCACUCAACAAGUAUUUAUCGAUCAUCUAUUGAGUGCCAAGCGUGUUGCAGGCUCCCCGGAUACCUCUUUACCUUGCUGGAGAUCCCAGCCUAGCACGGGAAAUGGGCACUAAUCAUUCCAACUGGGUGUCAAACUGGUAAAAGUGUGAGAUGUUCCUUCUCCAGUUAGAGAGCUUGUCACACCCCAGCCCCUCUGUGAAAUCUGUUCUCCCGGCCAGCCCGAAAGCCCAAAUUCCCGGUCUUCUCGAAAUAAUGAGAAAGCCCAGCCACGUCGGAGUAGGACUCGGGCGUCUCGGAAGUAUUUAGGUCCCCAGCUUGGGUACUGGGACCGGAGAGAUAGCAGAGCCGACCAGGAAGUGGGUAAAGGACUUGGAGGCCCGGCUUCCACCUCCAUCCCAAGCAGGAAGCGGUCCUGGCGGUCCAGCAGUCCGUUUGGAUGCGGGCAGGGGGCAGGGCUUUGGGGGUCUGGUCUCGGGUUUGGCGACAAAAGGUGGAAAGGCUUCCGGUCUGCUUUUCUGGGCGGGGAUUUAUAGAGGUCCACCUUCUGGUUGGCUGCGGUAGGCCAAGGUAGGCGGGGCAUUGAGUGGACAGCUCGGUUGGGCGGUGACUGCGGGCCCUCCAAUAGAGGGCUCGGUAGGCGGUGGCGGGAGGGGAGGGUCACCUUGUGAUUGGCUGAGGCGGAAGGUGGGCGGGACUUUUGUUUGCCUGGCUGUUUAGGCCAAGUGGGCUGAGGUCUGGUUCUGCGCGUGCGCAGGCGGUCGUCCGUUAACUCCUGCGGUCAGUUCUGUAGAGUCGAGCUGCGCAAUGCAGAGGCUGCAGGUAGUGCUGGGCCACCUGACUGGCCAGCCCCAUCCCGGCUGGACGCUGCAGGCGGCGCCUUGCUCGAGCGGCGACCCGCAGGCCUCGGCCGCGGACGUGGUGGUGGUGCACGGACGGCGCACCGCCAUCUGCCGGGCAGGCCGCGGCGGCUUCAAGGACACCACCCCCGACGAGCUUCUCUCGGCUGUCAUGACCGCGGUUCUCCAGGACGUGAAUCUGCGGCCGGAACAGCUGGGGGACAUCUGUGUCGGAAAUGUGCUGCAGCCCGGGGCCGGGGCAAUCAUGGCCCGAAUCGCCCAGUUUCUGAGUGACAUCCCGGAGACUGUGCCUCUGUCCACUGUCAAUAGACAGUGCUCAUCGGGGCUACAGGCAGUGGCCAGCAUAGCUGGUGGCAUCAGAAAUGGGUCUUAUGACAUUGGCAUGGCCUGUGGGGUGGAGUCCAUGUCCCUGGCUGACAGAGGGAACCCUGGAAAUAUUACUUCGCGCUUGAUGGAGAAGGAGAAGGCCAGAGAUUGCCUGAUUCCUAUGGGAAUAACCUCUGAGAAUGUGGCUGAGCGGUUUGGCAUUUCACGGGAGAAGCAGGAUACUUUUGCCCUGGCUUCCCAGCAGAAGGCAGCAAGAGCCCAGAGCAAGGGCUGUUUCCACGCUGAGAUUGUCCCUGUGACCACCACGGUCCAUGAUGACAAGGGCACCAAGAGGAGCAUCACUGUGACCCAGGAUGAGGGUAUCCGCCCCAGCACCACCAUGGAGGGGCUGGCCAAACUGAAGCCUGCCUUCAAGAAGGACGGUUCUACCACAGCUGGAAACUCUAGCCAGGUGAGUGAUGGAGCAGCUGCCAUCCUGCUGGCCCGGAGGUCCAAGGCAGAAGAGUUGGGCCUUCCCAUCCUUGGAGUCCUGAGGUCCUAUGCAGUGGUUGGGGUCCCACCUGACAUCAUGGGCAUCGGACCUGCCUAUGCCAUCCCGGUAGCUUUACAAAAAGCAGGGCUGACUGUGAGUGACGUGGACAUCUUUGAGAUCAACGAGGCCUUUGCGAGCCAGGCUGCCUACUGUGUGGAGAAGCUACGACUCCCCCCUGAGAAGGUGAACCCUCUGGGGGGUGCAGUUGCCUUGGGGCACCCACUGGGCUGCACUGGGGCACGACAGGUCAUCACACUGCUCAACGAGCUGAAGCGCCGUGGGAAGAGGGCAUAUGGCGUAGUGUCCAUGUGCGUCGGGACUGGAAUGGGAGCUGCUGCUGUCUUUGAAUACCCUGGGAACUGAGUGAGGCCCAGGCUGGAGGCGCUGCCCACACAGUCCUGCAAGGCAGCAGCACUACAGAAGCGAAACCACGUGGGAAAACUCAGCACUGGUGGUGGUGGCGGCGGACAGAUCAAGGCACUUCAACUCGUUUGGAAAAUGUGAACAUGGCUGACAUGGUCUAGGAGUGGGUGGGGUGUUGAGGCACCCAUCAGACCCUCAUUAGCUGUGCAAGACAAAGGCAGCCUGGGUCACGCAGGCCACAAGGCCACGGUUAAUUCCCAGGGCAAGGCGAAUUCAUGAAUGAGAAGCGCAGCCGACAUAGUAAAUGUGCAAGAAUUUA
Callithrix jacchus (white-tufted-ear marmoset) is the source of this 2941-nucleotide messenger RNA. RefSeq names its product acetyl-CoA acyltransferase 1 (gene ACAA1). NCBI's taxonomy places the organism in Eukaryota, Metazoa, Chordata, Mammalia, Primates, Cebidae. Gene Ontology annotation, molecular function: acetyl-CoA C-acyltransferase activity. The record is from RefSeq and is a predicted model, not a curated record. Gene Ontology annotation, cellular component: peroxisome. Gene Ontology annotation, biological process: fatty acid beta-oxidation; phenylacetate catabolic process.